Linepithema humile (Argentine ant) is the source of this 2287-nucleotide messenger RNA. RefSeq names its product aminoacylase-1. Gene Ontology annotation, cellular component: cytoplasm. The record is from RefSeq and is a predicted model, not a curated record. Gene Ontology annotation, biological process: amino acid metabolic process. Gene Ontology annotation, molecular function: aminoacylase activity. NCBI's taxonomy places the organism in Eukaryota, Metazoa, Arthropoda, Insecta, Hymenoptera, Formicidae.
CCGCGCGGUACUCCGGUGCAGCGACCGCAUUCGGCGGAUUUCGACGCGGUUGUCUGCUGGGUCUGCUGUGACAGUCGGUUCCGGCGGUAGCGUCCGAACGCGCGCGCCUAUCGGCAGACAGACAGACGAACAGGCUUGGAGAACAAGUAGGCUAAAGAGAUCAGCAGGCAGACCGCAAGCAAAAGCGACGCGAUGUCCCCCGCCGAGCUGGACGAAACAGCUGUGAAGAACUUCCGCGAGUACCUGCGGAUACCGUCGGUGCAGCCCAACAUCAAUUACGAUGAAUGUGUGGCCUUCUUAACUAGGCAGGCGGAAUCCUUAGACUUGCCGAUCAAAGUUUAUCAUGUGGAUCCCAGAAAACCAAUUGUGAUUCUCACAUGGGUAGGAACGCAACCGACGAAAACAUCGAUUCUGCUGAACAGUCACAUGGACGUUGUACCGGUUUUCGAGGACAAAUGGACCUAUCCGCCAUUCAGCGCUCACAUGGACGAUAAUGGCAAUAUUUACGCUCGCGGUAGCCAGGACAUGAAAUGCGUGGGGAUACAAUAUUUGGAAGCGAUUCGCAGAUUAAAGCUGAACGGAGUGCGCUUCCAGCGCACCAUUCAUAUGUCCUUCGUACCGGACGAGGAGAUUGGCGGUGUUCUCGGAAUGAAAGACUUCGUGCACACCGCGGACUUCAAAGCCCUGAAUGUCGGUUUUGCGUUGGACGAAGGCGUGGCCUGUCCAGAAGACCACUUUUACAUGUUCAACGGAGAGAGGUCGAUCUGGCAUGUGGAAAUAAAUUGCGCCGGCAAUCCCGGUCAUGGCUCCAUUAUGCUGGACAAUACAGCUGGGGAGAAGUUGAGGGUCAUUAUUGAUCGCUUCACAGACUUGAGGACCGUUGAAAAAUCGAAACUUAAAGAUCCCAAGAUAAAGCUUGGCGACGUGACGUCUGUGAAUCUUACGAAAAUUUGGGGUGGUGUGCAAACGAACGUUAUUCCUACUGACCUCACCGCUAUGUUCGAUCUUCGACUAGCGCCAACUGUUGAUCACGAGGAAUUUGAAGCUACCAUCAAACGCUGGUGCGAGGAAGCCGGUCCAGAUGUAACCUAUUCAUUCGAGGAGAAAAAUCCCAAAGUCGAGAAUACUAAGCUGGAUGAAUCUAAUCCUUUUUGGAUCGCCUUUAAAAAGACUUGCGACGAAAUAGGUGUUAAAUUGGAAAUUGGCAUCUUCCCAGGAGGCACAGAUAGUCGUUUUGUGCGUGGAGUAGGCAUUCCUGCUCUCUGCUUUUCACCAAUGAAUAGAACAAAGAUACUUCUUCACGAUCAUGAUGAAUAUCUUAACAAAGAUAUAUUCUUGAAGGGAAUAGAGAUAUAUAUCAAGAUAAUACCGGCUGUUGCAAACGUUUAAAUGCGUUUAAAUGAAAAUAUACAAUAUAUCAUAAUACUGCAAGUGCCAUAAAAAGCUAUUUGAUGCAAUGCAAUUCACUCGGUAAUUCUGCCAGUGAUGAUGAGAUUGUAUAUCGAAUCUCUUGAAGUUGAGAUACUACACGCUGUUAUACGUGCAAUAAUAUGUUAAGUCAUAUAUAUAUAUACUUCUACAUACAGAUUAUAUAUUAUAUACAUAUCAACGUUAUACAAUUUCAAGAUUUUAUUAUUGUUGGAUAUUCGAGAGGCUAUUUUCUAUAUAUAUUGUAAUACGAGAAAUGAAGAAAGAUAUAAAUAUUUACGAAGAAACGGCAAGUUGCAAUUUAACAGAGAUUGAUAAAUGAGACUAAAGAAGUCAAAGUAACGUACAGACUGAUAAUAAAUAUUUAAGAGAUAUAAAAUAUUGUUAACACAUAAAAAAAUGGAAAUAUGAAGGCGAAUGUGUGAACAACGAUGGCAUCAGGACAGUAUAAAAUUCAACGUGGUGGGAUAAUCGUCCAAUAUGAAAAUCAAACGCACAAGAAAGAUUUAUCUGCAUAGAAAAUAUAUGAAGACAAGCUUGCUACGAAUAAAAACCAGUGGGACCAAAGUAAUUAUAUUAUGUAAAACAGAUUUUUGCUACAGCAGCCACCAGUGAAAAUAUGUAUACUGAUGUUAUUACAACGAAAUAUUUUUAUAAAAAUUAGAAAUAUACGUAUUUUCAAUGGAAAAUGAAGUUUAAAGCACCGAUGGAAAUGAAGCAAUUAACGUGUAUGUACAUCAAGGUAAUUACUAAAAAGAUUAAAGUAUUAUGAAAUGUUAUAAUACAUCUUUUAAUCAAGUAUUGCAGAGAAAUGUAUUCAAAGGUAAACCAGUAUCAUGAAUAAAAGCAUGGAAAAAUA